GGAGCGGGUGAGUCAGCGGGGCCGCCCCGGUGCCCCCCCCGGUGCCCCCCCGGGCCCGCCCCCGCCGUGCCUAUCCCGGGCGGCGCCACUCGCCGCCACUGCCCGCGCCGCGCCGGACCGGACCCGAGCCCCCCCACCAUGCCGUCCCAGCUGGAACACGCCAUGGAGACCCUGAUGUUCACCUUCCACAAGUACGCGGGGGACAAGAACCACCUGAGCAAGGAGGAUCUGCGGGCGCUCAUGGACAAGGAGUUCCCGGGGUUCCUGGAGAACCAGCGGGACCCGAUGGCUCUGGAGCGGAUCCUGCGGGACCUGGAGCAGGGACGGGACGGUCGCGUCACCUUCCAGGGCUUCUUCUCUCUGCUGGCCGGACUCACCAUCGCCUGCAACGACUAUUUCGUGCUGCACAUGAAGCAGCGCGGCCGCAAGUGACACCCGGGUGACAAUACACCCUGGGGACACCCCCACCCUGGGGACACCCCCCUUGGCGACACCCCUGACGCCCCCACCCCAAUAAAGCUGUUUUGUAUGACGCUGGA
Messenger RNA from Columba livia (rock pigeon), 539 nucleotides. RefSeq names its product S100 calcium binding protein A10 (gene S100A10). Gene Ontology annotation, molecular function: calcium-dependent protein binding; calcium ion binding. The coding region runs from base 139 to 432 and encodes 97 amino acids. The record is from RefSeq and is a predicted model, not a curated record. Gene Ontology annotation, cellular component: cytoplasm. Lineage: Eukaryota; Metazoa; Chordata; Aves; Columbiformes; Columbidae. The transcript has 3 exons.